Aspergillus bombycis is the source of this 375-nucleotide messenger RNA. Its product is annotated as DUF2015 domain-containing protein. Bases 1 to 375 code for a protein of 124 amino acids. Lineage: Eukaryota; Fungi; Ascomycota; Eurotiomycetes; Eurotiales; Aspergillaceae. The transcript has 2 exons. The record is from RefSeq and is a predicted model, not a curated record.
AUGGCGUACUAUCUUCUAUACGUUUUAACAAUCUCUGUGGUGGUUUGUGGUACAGUCCUCUAUCUUACCCGGGCCCGUUGGUUGUCUUUAGUCCCACUUCCUGAUUACAUAUACGAUCGCCUACCUUCUAGUUUCGCCGAUGACCUAGAGGCGGGACUGACAUCAACGCAGUUUGACCUCUCCGCCAACAUUGCAGAUGGAGACACUAGGGCUGGGUUGAAUAAUCAAGCUAAACGACAAAUCAGGAAGAUCAUGAAACGCCAAAAGACAGACUUUGAUGAAGCUCGCCGGAUAUAUACCGAGCAGCAUUUUGCUAAGAAUAACAUUGGACCCGACGGCCGGCCCAGGGACCCGAAGUUUGUUUCAUUCUCAUAA